Messenger RNA from Aegilops tauschii subsp. strangulata, 2046 nucleotides. Its product is annotated as glucomannan 4-beta-mannosyltransferase 1-like. Gene Ontology annotation, molecular function: mannan synthase activity. The record is from RefSeq and is a predicted model, not a curated record. NCBI's taxonomy places the organism in Eukaryota, Viridiplantae, Streptophyta, Magnoliopsida, Poales, Poaceae. Gene Ontology annotation, cellular component: Golgi apparatus.
UUCACUCUUGUGGCUGGCUGCACCACCGCACCUACCCACCCAGUGUAUUAGUACAGAUAGCAAGCACUAAUGCUGGUGCUAAUCUUGCCCUCAACUGUGCCAGAUAGUGCUUUCUGGCUGUCACCAGGAGAAGAAGAAGAAGAAGAAGAAGAGAAGAAGUUCAAUCUCUUUCUUGCUCUCUUUUGGAGGAGGAAGAAGAAGGAUGAAGGGGGUGAGCAUGUUGACGAUGGCGCGUGCGGCGUGGGCGGUGGUCCGGUACGCGGUGGUGGUGCCGCUGCUGCAGCUGGCCGUGUACCUCUGCGCCGCCAUGUCCCUCAUGCUCUUCGCCGAGCGCCUCUACAUGGGGCUCGUCGUCGCGGCGCUAUGGCUCCGCCGCCGACGCCGUCAGCGCCGCAGCCCAAGCAGGAACAAGGGGGGCGACGACGACCUGGAGUCCGGCGCCGCAGAGGACCUGCCCCUGGUCCUGGUCCAGAUCCCCAUGUUCAACGAGAAGCAGGUGUACCGUCUGUCCAUCGGCGCGGCGUGCGGGCUGUGGUGGCCGGCAGACAAGCUGGUGAUCCAGGUGCUGGAUGACUCGACGGACGCCGGCAUCCGGGCGAUGGUGGAGGCGGAGUGCCGGCGGUGGGCGGGCAAGGGGGUGCAAAUCCGGUACGAGAACCGCAGCAACCGGAGCGGCUACAAGGCGGGCGCCAUGCGGGAGGGCCUCAAGAAGGGCUACGCCAAGGACUGCGAGCUGGUGGCCGUGUUCGACGCCGACUUCCAGCCGGACGCCGACUUCCUCCGGCGCACGGUGCCGGUCCUCCAGGCCGACCCGUCGGUGGCGCUGGUGCAGGCGCGGUGGCGGUUCGUGAACGCGGACGAGUGCAUCCUGACCCGCAUCCAGGAGAUGUCGCUGGACUACCACUUCUCGGUGGAGCAGGAGGUGGGGUCGGCGUGCCACGGCUUCUUCGGCUUCAACGGCACGGCGGGGGUGUGGCGGGUGCAGGCGCUGGCGGACGCGGGGGGCUGGAAGGACCGCACCACCGUGGAGGACAUGGACCUCGCCGUGCGGGCGUCGAUGCGGGGCUGGAGGUUCGUCUACGCCGGCGACGUGCAGGUGCGCAACGAGCUGCCCAGCAGCUUCAAGGCGUACCGGUACCAGCAGCACCGGUGGUCGUGCGGGCCGGCGAACCUGAUGCGCAAGAUGUUCUGGGAGAUCGUGGCGAGCCGGCAGGUGUCGGCGUGGAAGAAGGUGCACGUGCUCUACGGCUUCUUCUUCGUGAGGAAGGUGGUGGCGCACCUCGUCACCUUCCUCUUCUACUGCGUGGUCAUCCCGGCCUACGUGCUCGUCGGCGGCCAGGACGUGCGCCUGCCCAAGUACGUGGCCAUGUACGUGCCCGCCAUCAUCACCCUGCUCAACGCCGUCUGCACCCCGAGGUCGUGGCACCUGCUCGUCUUCUGGAUCCUCUUCGAGAACGUCAUGUCCAUGCACCGCUCCAAGGCCACCAUCAUCGGCCUCGUCGAGGCCAGCCGCGCAAACGAGUGGGUCGUCACGGAGAAGCUCGGCUCCGUGACCUCCUCCACCCCUGCCGCGACGACCACCAUGGCCACCAACAAGGGGGCAACGAAGAAGAAGAAGAGCCAAAGCAGCAUCCUGGCGCCGGAGAUCGUCAUGGGGCUCUGCCUGCUCUACUGCGCCGUCUACGACAUCGUCUUCGGCCACGACCACUUCUAUGUCUACCUCCUCAUGCAGUCCGCCGCCGCCUUCGUCAUCGGAUUCGGCUACGUCGGCUCCCAAUGAAGUGACGCCAACAAAACAAAAACCGUACCUGCUGGCUGCCUCUACCUAGUUAAUAAGCUAUCUGCAACUUAAUUUGCAUUGCAUACUAGAUAGAUAGCUUAUUGUUUUUCAGGACCAACCCAACAAUACAUACAUACAUAUACCUGCAGGCACCAGCUUAAUUUCCAAGGCAGGACAAUUACUUGCUUCAUUAUAUUCAUUCAUCCAUCCAUUUUGCAUCAUGUACAGAACCAAAAAUAAUCGCUUCAGAAAAGCCUUAGUUCGAA